AAUCCAUAAAAUUGUGAGAGAAAAUGCAACAGUCCCUUUGGACUCCGAUAGAGAGAAAUUGUCUCCAUCUUCUCCAAUGCAAGAAGCACUCGAAAGCCUCGGUCCUCCAAAUCCAUGCUUUCAUGCUCCGGCAUGCCCUCGACACCAACGUCAAUCUCUUCACCAAGCUACUCACCUGCUACUCCUCCCUCCUUCACGGGCACGUGCGGCGGGUGUUCGACGCUAGUCCCCACAAAGACGACGGGUUCCUCUGUAACAUCUUGAUCAGAGCUUAUGUGGGCGUACGCCAAUACGAGGAUUCUUUGGUUGUGUACAGAGAUCUCAAGAGGCACACUCGCUUUGUGCCUGAUAGUUUUACGUUUACUGCGCUGGUGAAGUCUUGUUCUUCUUCUGGGAUGUUCCUCUGGGAAGGGUUACAGUUGCAGAGUCUUGUUGUGAAGAUUGGGCUGUGCCUAGAUUUGUAUGUCUCGACGUCGUUCGUGGACAUGUACGCCAAAUGGGGCAGAACGGACUUCGCGAGGAAGGUGUUCGAUGAAAUGCCUGAGAGAAGCUUGGUUUCAUGGACUGCGUUGGUUGGUGGAUACGUGAAAUCAGGCGAUAUAAGUACUGCUAGGAAGUUAUUUGAGCAAAUGCCCGAAAAGGACCUUGCAGCAUUUAACUUGAUUAUUGAUGGGUAUGUUAAGCUGGGGGAGAUGGAGUCAGCUAAGCGAUUAUUUGAUGAGAUGCCAGAGCGGAAUGUGAUCACUUGUACCAGUAUGAUUUAUGGAUAUUGCCACGUUGGUGAUACUGAAUCUGCCUGCUUAAUUUUUGAAUCUAUGCCAGAUAGAAAUCUAUAUACUUGGAACGUAAUGAUUAGUGGAUAUUCCCAAAAUAAUCAACCCCAUGAAGCAUUGGGAUUGUUCCAUCAAAUGCAGUUGAGAGCAUCAAUACAACCUGAUGAAGUAACCAUUGUGAGCAUACUUCCAGCAAUAGCAGAUCUGGGUGCUCUGGAUUUGGGUAAUUGGGUCCACCAGUUUGUUCGGAAGAAGAAACUCGACAGGAAAACCAAUGUAUGUACUGCACUCAUUGACAUGUUUGCUAAAUGUGGCGCAAUUAGUGAAGCCAGAACUGUUUUUGAUGAGAUGCGCAAUCGAGAAUUAGCUUCUUGGAAUGCGCUGAUCAAUGGGCUGGCCAUUAAUGGCUGUGGGCAGCAAGCAUUGGAGAUAUUUUUGGAGAUGCAACGCAGUGGGUACAAACCCAAUGAGGUCACGCUGCUAGGUGUUUUAUCAGCUUGCAAUCACGCUGGUCUACUAGAGGAAGGGAAGAGGUGGUUUAAAGCCAUGGACGUGGAGUUCGGUCUUACACCUGAGAUUGAGCACUAUGGUUGCAUGGUUGAUCUAUUAGGGAGAGCAGGGUGCUUGGAUGAAGCGGAGAAUUUGAUCAACCAUAUGCCAUAUAAGGUUAAUGGAAUAAUACUAAGUUCCUUUCUCUUCGGAUGUGGUUACUUUAAGGAUGCAGCAAGGGCUGACAGGGUGAUAAAGAAUUCUACUAUUGCGGAGCCAUGGAAUGAUGGGAACUACGUAAUUUUGCGCAACCUUUAUGCAAUGGAGAGGAGGUGGAGAGAUGCAGAGGAAAUCAAGGGCUUGAUGAGGGAAAGGGGUGCAAAUAAGGAGAUUGGUUGCAGUGUUAUUGAGAUUGAUGGUGAAGUAAGGGAGUUUGUGGCUGGAGAUAGGAUGCACCCAAAGUGGCAACAUAUCCACUCAACUUUGGGCCGUUUGUUUGUGCACAUGGAGGAAUUAGAUACACAUGUAUAGUGGACUUAUAUUACUUGGAUCUAACAUGAUUGGAAUGAGUUCCUACAAGGAUCCCGUGAAUCUAUGUAAUUUUGAAUCCAAUGCAUAGGGGCUGAUGCAGGAUUUAGAUUGAGGCCGGGAUUCUUGAGGAAAAACAAGUGUUCAAUAUGAACGACAGUUGGCUGAGGUUGAGCAUGUAGGAAAUUCUGAUAGAAGGUCAAGAAUCAGGGGUCAAUAUGAACGACAGUUGGCUGAGGUUGAGCAUGUAGGAAAUUCUGAUAGAAGGUCAAGAAUCAGGGGGGAUGUGCUUCCCUUUUUGCUACCUCUAGGUCCAUCUAUGCUGAUGCAAUUGAAGUGUUGAUUUCGGAGAUUAAUGCAAAGUUAAGUUGAAAGUCACGGGUGGGUAAGUGAGCUUCCUAGCAUGCUCGCUGGAUUGGUCAUGCAUGAGAAAGUCCGGUGGAAGACACGGAAAAGAUGAUUCGGAUCCUCAAUGAGCCCCACCAGGCCCAGUUGCCAAGCCUAUGUGGGUCUGACCAUAUCGUGGAACAUGCGCGGGAGCCGGUGGUUCAGUGUUCCAACCAAAUUGGGGUUGUAACUUUGUGUUGUUAGAGGUGAACAGCCUCUCUUUGGCUCAUGCAGAAUUCUACUUGGGCCGAAAGUGGGCAUUUGCACUCAGUUUAUGCUUUAGGAUCUGGAGUGAGCUUUGGGAUUGUCUUUCAUACUCUUCCAGCUCCGGGAAUCCUUGAUAUGAUUUUUUCCUGAGGAUCAUAUAUCUAAAUCACUACUACUCUAUCAGCCGAGGCCUUUCAUCUCAGUUUCAAUAUCCAAUUUGCCCAUUUUGAAAUUUCUUUCAUAAUGUCCUUUACCCACUAAAUGCAACUCCCACUAUACGGACAGUUACCACGUAUUCCCCCACUUUUCAUGGAGAGCAGUUAACCGCCUAACCCAGAAGCAGCUUCUACACCUCCACAGCAGCCGUGCUUCCGGCACUGCCUCUGACUGACGGUACUCCCCUCCAAGCUCCUCCCGCGGAAUCCCCCAGACCCGACCAGCUUCUCCAGCUCACAGCAGUGCCUACGCCUCCGCCUCCUACUGCCAUCCGCCUCUGUUCAGGUAAUCAUAUAAGCAGACUUGAUUAUUGCUUUUCCGACCAUCAGUUGCUCUCACAUAUAUCUCCCCUCAUAUUCUCACCACUCUCACCAUCUCUCAUUGGUUUCCGAUCUUAAUUUCUUCGGGCCUUUCCUAGAUUGGUUUGCCCAGGAAGUUGUCAGCCUUCAUUCACUGAUUCAAGACCAAUAAUUUCAAGGUCUCACCUUCUCCUUUUUUUGUUCUUUUUUUUUUGUCUCCCGAUCCCCUUAUAAUAUCAUUAUCGUAUGUCCAUCUGGUUUUGCUUGGCUCAUGAGAAGAUGCCUGCAAUUAGGAGACUUCUGCUUUUGUUUUAAUCUCUUCUACUAGGACGCUUUUUGCUUUGGGUUGGCUGCAUGGUAAUUUCCACCAUAAAGUGCCUAAUAUUAUCAUUGUGUCUGAACAAAGAGGGGGGAAAAAAAAAAAACCGGUUGUGUCUUUUCUAGGUCCUUCUCCUCUCAUUUUUGCGGACUUUGUUUGAGGUAAUAUUAUCAUUUCUGGGUCCUCCUCCGCUUGUCUCUGAACAAAGAACAAAAAAAAAACACCUUCCUUUUAUUGAGUCCGCUUGUAUGGUCAACUUUUUCUCUGAAAUGGUUCAUCUCACUACAAAUUCAUACUGAACUUACAGUUUUGAAAUUAUGCUUCCUCAUCAGACUGAGGUUGCUCUGCUCACUCCUCUCUUUUCCUUUUCCAGCUUUGUAACUUGACAGUCUGCUUUCACUGGCCAAUAGAUAUUUUUGGUAAUUGCAGUGGAUAUAGACCUUUGUUUCGUUGGAUUGGACACAGUUAGCGAAUACGGAAAGGUAUGGAGAGAACGGCCUUUGCUGUACCAGUUUAUGCUUUGGUCCUCUAGCUACUGUUGCAUCAUGAGAAAAUAGUUUUCCCAAGUUCAUACAAAAUGCUAUAUGUGGCUGCCUGUUCCGAAAGCUGUUCCGGAGGACAAGUGCAUCAACAUAUGCUGCUAAUGUUCAAUAUUACAGUUGCAUCCUCAUUUACUUGACUUGACCAUGCCUGCUUUUCUCAAGUCGCAGAAUUCUUUAUGCUCUGCAUUUAAACAAUGUCCAAUUGAAAUAGAAUUGUUUUCAGGCAUUCAUUUUCAGUCAGCUUA
Messenger RNA from Punica granatum (pomegranate), 4005 nucleotides. The record is from RefSeq and is a predicted model, not a curated record. NCBI's taxonomy places the organism in Eukaryota, Viridiplantae, Streptophyta, Magnoliopsida, Myrtales, Lythraceae.